AUGACUAACGAAGAAUUGUUGCAAUCUCAAAUUAAGAAGCUCGCCGUACUGAAAUCUACACGGGAAAAGUUAUUUGCUCAAGUUCAAAACUGUUAUGACUCCGUGAAGAGAACCACCGUUGAUACAGCUCUUCAGUUCAAGCCUCGGUACGAAAAACUAGAGGUUAUUGAGAUAGAAAUGGAUAAGACUCAGAAUGCAAUUAUUCAGCUAAAUGCAGAUUUAUUGGAUAAUCGCCAUGCUCUCGAAGUCUGUAAGGUGCAAACAGCUUUCGAUGAUUUAGUAUUUAACACACGUGGUCGUUAUUUAGACCUGGUGAAGACACAACCUCCGCAGCAAACCAGCAGUAAUUCGGUCGCCAACAGCAACCAGCAUUUGCCCAGAAUAAAUAUCCCUACGUUCACCGGUCGCAUCGAAGAAUGGUCGGCGUUUUUCUCACUGUUCGAUUCGGUUGUCCACAAAAACGAUGCGUUAUCAGAAGCGGAAAAAUUCCAGUAUUUGCGCUCUUAUCUGCGAGAUGACGCAUUAACAGUCAUUGCCAAUUUUCAUUUAACCCCCGAAAAUUACGCACUGGCGUAUGAGGCAUUGCAACUUCGCUACCAGAAUAAAAGACGGUUGGCGACUCACUACGUCAAUCAAAUUCUAGGUUUUACUCCUUUAUCAUCCCCAAGUUCUAGCAGUUUGAGACAUUUUUUGAAUAUUCAUUCGAAUUCCAUUAAUGCUCUUAAGGCUUUGAAUCUUCAAGACCUUGGUGAUUUUUUGCUGUUUCAAUUAUCGUUUGCAAAUUUGGAUCCUGUAUCUAGAAAAGCUUUUGAGAAUAGGCAAAGUUCAAAUUCCGUUCCCAGCUAUCAGGCGUUAAUUGAUUUCAUAACGGAUCAGAAUCGAACGUACGAACUUCUCUCUCAGGACACAAAAUCACCGAAAUGUAAAUCUCUAUCAGUUAAGUCAUUCCGUGCUUCACUCAUGACAAAUGCCAAAUCCGAUGCCUCCUCUACGUGCUCUGUCCCGUGCGUGCUCUGCAAAGGUUCACAUCCCUUUCCCCAGUAG
Messenger RNA from Zophobas morio, 1044 nucleotides. RefSeq lists its product as uncharacterized. The transcript has a single exon. NCBI's taxonomy places the organism in Eukaryota, Metazoa, Arthropoda, Insecta, Coleoptera, Tenebrionidae. The record is from RefSeq and is a predicted model, not a curated record. Bases 1 to 1044 code for a protein of 347 amino acids.